Molecule: messenger RNA, 3109 nt
Organism: Ochlerotatus camptorhynchus
Lineage: Eukaryota; Metazoa; Arthropoda; Insecta; Diptera; Culicidae
Exons: 1
Coding region: 247-3066 (939 amino acids)
Molecular function (GO): lysozyme activity
Source: RefSeq, a predicted model, not a curated record
CUGUGGCGCAGUCAGUCGACAGUUAGCAGCAUCGCGUAGUGGACGUUUAAAUUCGCGAUCGCACACAAAAGAACUUGCAAAAAGUUAACCGCAAUCGUUGGGAACCGUGACUGCGAAUUUUGCAACCACGCAGUGCACCCCCAAGUUCCACUCGAUCGCGAAUCGAGUUGGUCGAUUGGUGGCAAGAAGAAAUACUCAUUCCUCUCUUGUGGAAGUGAAUGUCGCCUCGCGAUCAACAGCCACACCAUGACGCGAUCGAUCUUCGUCGUCGUGGCUGUCGUUAUCCUGCUGAAGGGUGAUUGUGCACUUGCACGAGUCUACAAGAGGUGCGAGUUGGCACGUGAGCUGGCGCUUAAGCAGGUGCCGGAAGAUCAAAUCGGUGAUUGGCUUUGUAUUGCCGAGCAUGGAUCGCGGUUCAACAGUUCGGCCGUCAAUCUCAAGUACAAACGGUUCGGUGGAUCUGCGUACUAUGGGAUCUUCCAGAUCAGUGAUCUUUAUGGUUGUCUAAAGAGUAGCUCGAUAUGUGGAUUGACUUGUGCCGAUUUGAAGGACGAUGAAGUGGAAGAUGACAUCGAUUGUAUGAGGAGAAUCUACGGCGAAUACAGUCGAGAGAUUGGGGAUGGAUUUGCUGCGUGGCCGGUGCAUAAGACUCAUUGUCGAAAUCCGGCAAGUUACGUGCCAUUCAAACAGUGCUUGAAUGACGAGGUCAUGCGGUUUCAGGCCUAUUACAAGAAAAAGAAAGCGAAGGCGAAGAAGGUGGAUUUUGAACCAAAAGCCGAAGUGAGUAAGGUUUACGAACGAUGUGAACUAGCGGUUGAGCUGCGUGAUAAGUAUCAAAUGCCGACAGAUCAGGUUCCAACGUGGGUUUGCAUAGCGUACCACGAGAGCCGCUUCAAUACCUCUGCAGAAGGUCGGUUGAAUGCGGAUGGAAGCGGUGAUCAUGGCCUGUUCCAAAUCAGCGAUAUCUACUGGUGCUCUACGACUAGUUCUCCGGGGAAGGCAUGUGGUGUGACUUGCGAAGAUAUGCGCAACAGUGACAUAAGUGACGACAUCCGUUGCAUUAAAACGAUUUUCGACGAACAUCGUAGAAUCUCCGGAAACGGGUUCAACGCCUGGUCGGUCUUCAAACCUUACUGCCAAGGUAGAGAGGACAGUUUUGUGCACAACUGCUUCAACACAACGAAACCAACACCUGCGAUCCUUCCACGGCCAGCCAUAACGGCUCCAACUCCACCGAAGACCAAGUCUUCGAUUACCACCAUCGGAAAGGUCUAUGAUCGUUGUGAGUUAGCGAAUGAUCUUCUGCACAAGUUCAAAUUCCCCAAAGAUCAAGUGGCAACUUGGGUGUGCAUUGCAUACCACGAGAGUAGCUUCAACACAUCGGCGGAAGGUCGUUUGAAUGCCGAUGGUAGUGGUGAUCAUGGGUUGUUUCAAAUCAGUGACAUCUACUGGUGCUCGCCUCCGGGAAAUGGUUGGGCCUGUGGGGUGAGCUGUGAUGAUAUGAAAGACAACGACAUAACCGAUGAUGUGCAGUGCAUUCGUAAGAUUUAUGAUGAACAUCAGAGGCUUUCAGGAGACGGCUUCAACGCUUGGUCAGUCUACAAACCGUACUGUCAGGGGAAAUCGGAAAGCUACUCUAAGGGUUGCUUUGGAUCGGAUGAUGAUCGUGUGGUGACGGUUGCAUUGCUCACUGCUCCUACUCGUAUUCCUUCGAGGAAGACUGGAGCUACACGUGGCAAGGUAUACACUCGGUGUGAACUUGCACGAGAAUUGUACUACAAGCAUCAGUUCUCGAUCGACGACUCGGCCAUCUGGACUUGUAUCGCUCAGUACCAAUCGAACUUCAAUACCUCUGCCGUGGGCUAUGCGGGUGGAGACGUACAGUACCAUGGAAUGUUUCAACUCAGUGACGAGUAUUGGUGUUCGCCGCCAGGACGCGGAUGGGUUUGUGGACUGCCAUGUUCGGAUCUGGAAGAUGAUGACAUAACCGAUGAUCUUGCCUGUAUGAAUCAUAUUUACGAAGAACAUCAGCGGAUAUCUGGUGAUGGAUUCAACGCGUGGACUGUGUAUCAACCGUACUGUAAAGGCAAAGCGGAUAGCAUGAUCAGAGGAUGCUUAGAUGAGGGAGAGAAUGCGAUCGUUCCUACUACGACGGCUCGUGUUCCGCACAGGAAGGAAAAUGUUGGUGUUGGAAAGAUCUAUGAACGUUGUGAACUAGCCAGAGAGUUGUAUUUUGUCCAUAACCUGCCAUACGAACAGAUUGCUACAUGGGUUUGCAUAGCCCAUCGCGAGUCAAAUUAUAACGUUUCUGCGAUCGGUAGAUUGAACGCCGAUGGAAGCGGAGAUCAUGGAUUGUUCCAAAUUAGUGACAUAUAUUGGUGUUCACCUCCUGGGAAAGGCUGGGUCUGCGGAUUGACAUGCUCAGAUCUUGAGGACAAUGAUCUGAGCGACGAUGUGGAGUGUAUGAAGAAAAUUUUUGAAGAACACACAAAACUUGCGGGUGAUGGAUUCACUGCUUGGGCUGUGUACAGGCCUUACUGCCAGGGAAGAUCAGAUCAUUACAUCAAGGGGUGCUUUGAAGAACCAACAACGACAACUACAGUUCCGACAACUACCACAACCACGACCCGUAGGACUUCAACAACUUCGAAACGAUCAACCUAUUCGUGGAUCACGCCAACCACCACCAAAACUACAUCUGCCUCAACAAGUAACAAUUUUUGGACUACAACCACCAAAAGAUCAACACUGCCUACGACGACAACGACUCGUUCAACUACCCUUCGCCCUUCGAUUGGAUCAAUCAAGUCGACAACCAGCCUCUACGACUUCUACCUUAACCAUUUCGGCCGUCCGAACACUACCCCUGCGUCAUUCGCUGCCUUCACCAGCAGAUCUACCAAUUCUCCGAAAACUGCCAUACCAACGAUUGCUGCCCGUCCCACAUCGUGGAAAAAUGCAUAUGAUCGCUUCACGACGCGGUCCACUGUCACCAUUGCACCAUCUGCCAGUACCACCAAGUAUUCACGUUUUGAUCAACUGUUUGAUAACUUUAGGCAUGGUUAAACAAAUAAAUAAACUUUUCUCAUAAACAACAAUGAUUUGUUUC